AUGUCAACCAAUGUUAACGAAGAAAGGAAAAGGUUAAAAGAAUUAUUAACUGAAGCUACUGAACUUGAAAAAGAAUUCAAGAAACAAGAGCUACUUAAAAGACGAGCAAAAAGCGCGGAAUCAGCCGCGGAAUCAGAACAAGAAGCAGAGUUUUUGCGUCAUAGUCUGAAAGACGUGUACGAAGACAUUCUCUUGACCGAUCUAAAGUUCGCCAUCGAGAACAACAUCGAAGAGAAACUCUGGAGAAAUAUUUUCUAUGGUCACGUCGAAGAACUUCGGCAAAAACUGCGAAAAAUAAAAUCUGAGAAGAUAUCGGAUGAUCACCAAGCGGCAUACCUUGAAUUAUGUCGUUACCUUGACUUAGGAACUGGCUUUUAUCACACUCUUAUAAAUAAUUUAAAGAUUCGGGAAAAUAUCGAUUUAGAUCGAAUUGGAAUUGACCUGUUUAAAAAAGCAACUAACGGAGAAAUCAAAAAUCGCUCUCCCUCCUCGCCGACUAUCUCAAAGAUCCGCAAACAAGAGCUUGCAGCUGAAUGUAUUCAACGUUGUCUUAUUUAUCUUGGUGACUUUGCCCGAUAUCGUGAGAAUGUUAUUGCAGCAGCGGGUGAACGACGCUGGGAAUUUGCUCGACAGUUUUAUAUCAAAGCAGCACGAAUUGGUUGCAAUUAUGGAAAAGCCCAAGGUCAAUUAGCUGUUUUGGCUGCUUAUAGUAACAAAGAUUUGGACGUUGUUUAUUGGUAUUCACUUAGUCUUGCAACAAAACAACCUUCUCCUAUCGCCGCAGAUAAUCUUAAAACCUUUUACACCAAAUUCCAACAAUCAGAAAACACACGCGUUACUAUUUCCCCUUUACCUGAAGUAGACGAAUUCACGAGACGUUUCUUGUCAAUUCAUCGUCUACUUUUAGAUGAGGACAUUGUUGGUCUUAAGCAAAAGGCUGCAGAGAUCGCGGAAUUAAAGGAUCGUUUCGAACAUUUAAUUAAUUCGCCGUCAGACAGUAAUUCUAAUUUAGGCAUAAUCUUAAAGAAAAUUAUUCUUAUUCUAAUAUUUACAUAUUGGGAUUAUCGAAAUGGAGCAGUUCCAGAUCGUAUUAUCGAGUUACGUCAUGCACAAAUCGCAAUCAUUAGUAUAGGAAUAGGCUUUUCUAUUCAUGUUUUGGAUCAUUUGUAUAACGCUUUGAUGAAUUUAGUAAAUGGAGAAAAUGAAUGUUCCUUACAGAACUCGAUGACAGAGUGCUUACCCGCCGUGAUUCUUUGGUGCGAGUAUCUUGGGUUAUCGUUCGAGUCUUUUUUACAAUUUUAUACUUUUUCAAAGAGUGUGGAAAAAGAGGGUGAUAUGUUGGUUUCUCAGCUUCUGACGAAUCUCACGGAUUUUGCCAAAUCAUUAGCCAAAACACUUAAUCAUUCCCGACUCCAAAAAAUCUUGGGCGAUAUAACCAAUCAUCAUCUCAACGAAUUCGCACUAUAUUCGCUGCCGGAAGAUUUGGAGUUUCUUGGAAUUAUCCCGUUACGACCGUUGCAGCAGAAUCUGCGGUUCAAUAUUGGUGCAGUUAAUGAUCCAUUUAGGACGCGAAUGGCUAGACUAUAUAAUUUUGUGAAAAGAUUGACUGAAUCGAAGUCUUUUGAAAUAUUAGAGUUUAACGAAAAGAUGGGACAAUUUGCUUUUGUUGACGAGGAGGCCAAGAAAAAAGAGCGUCGACGUGUUAUGCAAUUGAUGGCUGAACGACGCCUUCAAGAGCAAGUGACCUCACUAGAACAAAACCUUCAAAAGAUGGUUGUUCCUGUACGUGUCAUCUCAAAACCUUCAUCGCCUGUUAAACAAAAGUUACCCACAAAACAAUGCGUAAUUGAUAUCACGGUUGUAUUGAAUCACUUGAAAUUGGUGCGAAAAUGGACAUCUGAAGCUAAAUGUAAUGUGGUUAUUCCUUUAGAAGUAAUCGAUUCGUUAGAUUCAAUAAAGAAAGGCGAUAAUCAAGAAAAUGCCCGUGCACGUGAGGCAAUCCGAUUUCUUGAUCAACAAUUUCAGAAACGUCAAGAUAUCCCCAAUGAUGAACAACCCCAUCAACAGUAUUACGGGUCUCACUUUUUCAUUCGUGCUCAGAAAGUUAAUGAAAAGAUUACACCUUGGGAUAAAAAUUAUCGCCCUCUUUUGAGUUGUGUUAUUUAUUAUUAUCGAGUUGCCAAAAUCGAAGAUGUCGUUUUGGUAACUGAUGAUUCUCAACUCACCAAUUAUGCAAAGAUGUUUAAGCUUCCUGUUUGCUCUCCUUUGAGUAAUAAUUAG
Ambispora gerdemannii is the source of this 2280-nucleotide messenger RNA. The record is from the annotation of a GenBank genome assembly. Lineage: Eukaryota; Fungi; Glomeromycota; Glomeromycetes; Archaeosporales; Ambisporaceae.